UGUUGGGUUUGGGAGAUGGAGGAUGGGUACCCAAUGUGCUUUUUUUUUGCUCUUGUCUUUCAGAGAGGAGUGCGAGCGUUCAAAGAGCGUCCUCCAUUUGAUGGAGAAAAUGAGGCCUCUCGAUGGAACCUCGCCUCCGAGAUGGCUCCAGAAUAUUCCGGCAGCACGAUGGGGAGAGGGAGCCAGGAGACAGCUGACGCCCGGUCGGCCGAGAGUUCCUCGCUGAGCACAGAGGGAGGCGGGCAGCCGAACCCGGUCCGUCCGACAACGAGUGGAUUUGGGGGCGGCUCCGGCAGGGCCCCCCUCUUCACCCCCACGGGCCCUGGGCUGGGGCUGACCAGGGGCUUCCAUGACGAGGCCUCGGUGCGGGGCCUGACCCCUGAGGACAUCGCCAAGGCCAGGAACACAAAGCCGAGUAGAGUGAAGUGCAGCCAAUCCAAAGGCCCCAGACAAACAAUAAGUGAGCGAGCCCGUGAAAGGACAGUGCCCUCCUCACGAAUCAGCCGUUUGGCGAACUUUGGAGGUUUAGCGGUGGGCCUUGGUAUUGGUGCGUUGGCAGAAGUGGCCAAAAAGUCAUUGACUGGAAACCAGACGUCAAAAGACCACAAAGGAUUACUGGACUCCAACCCCUUCCUAUCGGAGGCUAAUGCUGAACGCAUCGUGGAUACACUGUGCAAGGUGCGAGGGGCUGCUCUGAAGAUCGGGCAGAUGCUGAGCAUUCAAGACAGCAGUUUCAUUAACCCGCAGCUCCAGAAGAUAUUUGAGCGUGUGCGGCAGAGUGCAGACUUUAUGCCAGCCUGGCAGACAGUGAAAGUGCUGGAUGAGGAGCUGGGACCACACUGGCGAGAGAAGCUGGCAGAGUUUGAGGAAAAACCGUUUGCUGCUGCUUCCAUUGGUCAGGUGCAUCAUGGAGAGCUUCAGGAUGGCAGGGAGGUGGCCAUUAAAAUCCAGUACCCAGGGAUAGCGCGCAGCAUCAAGAGUGACGUGGAGAAUCUGCUGUCUCUGUUGAAAAUGAGCAUCUCGCUGCCAGAAGGCCUGUUUGCCGAGAGCGGGAUUGUGGUCCUGAAGCGGGAGCUGGAAUGGGAAUGUGACUACAUACGGGAGGCAGCCUGUGCCAAGAAGUUCAGGGAGCUGCUGAAGGGUGAUCCUUUCUUCAGUGUUCCCGAGGUCAUCGAUGAGCUCACCACAAAACGGAUUCUCACUGCAGAGUUAGUGACUGGCGUGCCUCUGGAUAAGUGUGACAGUCUAGACCAGAACAUUCGGAAUAAGAUCUGUUCGAACAUCCUGGAACUGUGCCUCCGGGAAGUGUUUGAGUUCAGGUUCAUGCAGACUGACCCGAACUGGUCCAACUUCUUCUUUGAUGAGGAGAAGCAGAAGGUGACACUGUUGGACUUCGGAGCAAGUCGAGAGUUUGGUAAAGAAUUCACAGACAACUACAUUGAGGUUGUCCGAGCAGCUGCAGACGGUGACCGAGACAAAGUGUUGCAGAAGUCCCGAGACUUGAAGUUCCUCACUGGCUACGAGACCAAGAUGUUUGAGGAUGCUCAUGUGGACGCUGUCAUGACACUUGGGGAGGCGUUUGCUCAGCCAGAAUCCUUUGACUUUGGAAGUCAGGACACCACCCGGCGGAUCCAGAGUCUGAUCCCGGUGAUGCUGAAGCACCGCCUGACACCUCCCCCUGAGGAAUCCUACUCCCUCCAUCGCAAAAUGGCCGGCUCCUUCCUCAUCUGCUCCCGCCUGCAAGCCAUCAUCCCUUGCAAGGAGAUGUUCGACCAGAUCUACGCCAGGUAUUUUAACCAGGACCAUCAGGAGCUGUUUAAGAUGCAGCAACGUAAAUAGUCCCGAUCACGUCGUACCGGGAUUGACCCGUGAUCACCGAGAACCGUCUGUGACCGUUCUUCUGGUGUCACAUUUUAUAACCAGGUGCUGUCGCACAUGGUCUUAUCUGUCUGUGGUAUAUGAAUGAUCGUUUGGUGUUACAGACCCUGAGCACCGCUGAGAAAAAACCCACGGUCCUUCCACUCAUCAGGACACUUCGCAAGAAUGCCAGUUUUUGGGGGUUGACACUUUUACACUGUAUUAGAAAAGGAAUGCUGAUUGAUUGAUUGGCAAGUGGAUUCCAAUUGGUGGAGGUGUGUCCUUAGAGAAUGCACCAAUAAAAUGGUUGACGGACAGUUAACUGCCAAGAUUUAUUUAAAGUUAAACCAGGUGCGGAGGGAUCGGACUGCAUCAGAGUAGCAGCGUCCAACAGCUCCAUCCCACAUCCCUGAUGGGGUGGUGUUCUUUGUUUCCAAUCCCACAUCCACUCCUCCUGCUCAUUUAUUUGCUUAAAACCACAGUUACCAAUAUCAGCCUCAGCAACAUCUUUCUGAUCUCUCUGUGCUCAGUCUGUUUGAUAUCUCCGAGUACACGACGCUGAUGAACUGUUCACUCUCUCUGUCUCUCUUUUUUUUAAAGUCAUUUGGGUGAGAGAUCACUGGAGUGUUUGAAUGGUUGAAAAGUUGGAUCAUUUCACCAGUCAGCCCAUGUGUCAACGUGAGAGUAUUUUCUUUAAAAAAAAAUAAAGAAAAUGCAUAAUGUUUACCUAAUAAAUGGGGCAGUCGCCAUCUGUCUUGGAGUCGGUUAGCUCA
Molecule: messenger RNA, 2630 nt
Organism: Chiloscyllium plagiosum (whitespotted bambooshark)
Lineage: Eukaryota; Metazoa; Chordata; Chondrichthyes; Orectolobiformes; Hemiscylliidae
Source: RefSeq, a predicted model, not a curated record